AUGCCAAGGACAGGGUGGGUGGAUGUGGUGUCUGUGUCUGGGCUGGAUAUGCGGAUGGAGGUGGGUGGUGUGAUGGGAUCUGCGGUCGUCCUGGCCGAGCGGAACGUACUCCAGUGGACGGAGGAUGCGGGAGACGCCGGCGGAGGAGGCGCCGGUCGAGGUGGCAUCGUCGUCGUUCCAGAACGCGAGGAGGAUGAGAGCGCGGUAGAUGCGCUCGCUGGAGGCGACGGCCGCGAGCGAGGGCGAGCACCGGGGGAGAUUCACGUUGAGCGAGUAGAGGAAGAUCUUCUCGAUCAGCUCGACGGGGAGGCGCUCCAGUCGGGAGAGCUUCUUUUUCCCGGGGCGAUGGUGCUUGGCCGGGUGUGGCACUAG
This is a messenger RNA of Aspergillus terreus NIH2624, 372 nucleotides long. RefSeq lists its product as uncharacterized. Lineage: Eukaryota; Fungi; Ascomycota; Eurotiomycetes; Eurotiales; Aspergillaceae. The transcript is spliced from 2 exons. Bases 1 to 372 code for a protein of 123 amino acids. The record is from RefSeq and is a predicted model, not a curated record.